AUGUCUCUCGUGGAAGCACGCGAUCACGCGGGGUACAACGUGGAAAAUGUGGUGUCCAAGCUCGUCAUAAAAAUGAUAUCGCAAGAAUGCCUGUUAAACAAUCCAGUGCAGACAUUUGUUGACCUAACUGCGCUCUCUCAUGGUCUGAAGCUGCCGUCUACACUUUUGGUCAUGCUUGAAAGAGUGUUGGAUAAUAAGAGCGAAUUGUUGCAUGUAAUGUCCAGAGACGCAAAUUGUGCGACGCUUGUCGUGCGCUGGUUAGCUGUGCUAUGUACGUUGGCUCAACACUUGCUGGACAAUAGUUCAAUUAGUGAGUUACAUUGGUGUCUUAGCAGUUUUGUUAUGCGGGCUCUGAACCACUUUUUUGACCUCGUGUCCUUUCCUUCCUCUUUGGUUCAGCAGGAAAAUAUCGGGGAACGAUACGGCCCCAACGGCGAAGAAUCCCUUUCUCAGUCAAAUCCCACGAUGCUGCUGGAUUUUGACCCUGAUCGCGUGGAAGCAACGGUGGUGUACGACCUUUCGGAGUUCCUCUACUGCAUGUGCUGCGCCCCAUGGAGCAACCUUGGAAUUAUGUAUCACUACGAACGACACACCGUGGAGAAGUUCUUUAGUGGCUCUGUGCAGUUCUUUACUUUUCUUCCUGUCGACAUGCUUAUGUCUAGUGAAGUUGGGCGGAAUCGAGUGUUCAACGCCAUGCUCGCUGCACUUACCACGGACGGUCCAGUCUUUCAGCAGCUGCAUCAUCUUCUUGUGCGGCAGAACUUAUGGGAUCGGAUUCUUCGUUACUUGACUAAGUGCCUUGCCUAUUUUUAUCUUCCGGUGAUCCUCAAGUUGAUGUUUAUAAUCGUGCAUAAUGAAACCAUUAGUGGAUCUGAUGACAAUCACGGGGACGCUGUGCCACAAACACCACCGUUAUCCUUCUAUGGGGGCUUACUUGAGCGAACUCUUAGUCUAGUGCUUCGCGAGGUAGUUCUGCUUGUGGCAGUGUCCCCGUACCUGGAAAAAAAUGAAUGCGUCCAUGCAUUUUUCUUGAUUGAGAAAUGCUUUCGGCGUGCUCCUGCAUUGUGCACAGACCACUUUGUUCGUCUUCUUGAUGUGUGUUCUGCUUAUCAUAGAGUUCGCAUUCGGCAUAUAAUGAACAGCGUCCGAGAAGGGCAUGAUUUCUCUACUUUAAUGAAUCUAUACUUAAGGUGCUUUGGCCAGUCUUCUAAGGUAUCUAUUCUGGCAGCAUGGUAA
Messenger RNA from Phytomonas sp. EM1, 1236 nucleotides. The record is from the annotation of a GenBank genome assembly. NCBI's taxonomy places the organism in Eukaryota, Euglenozoa, Kinetoplastea, Trypanosomatida, Trypanosomatidae.